Messenger RNA from Penicilliopsis zonata CBS 506.65, 3204 nucleotides. RefSeq lists its product as hypothetical. Bases 1 to 3204 code for a protein of 1067 amino acids. Gene Ontology annotation, biological process: regulation of DNA-templated transcription; DNA-templated transcription. The record is from RefSeq and is a predicted model, not a curated record. Lineage: Eukaryota; Fungi; Ascomycota; Eurotiomycetes; Eurotiales; Aspergillaceae. The transcript is spliced from 8 exons. Gene Ontology annotation, cellular component: nucleus. Gene Ontology annotation, molecular function: zinc ion binding; DNA-binding transcription factor activity, RNA polymerase II-specific; DNA binding.
AUGGUUCACUCUCGAGGCACUCUCACUCGUCUGCCUCGCCCUCUCUCCUUCUCGCGAUGUUACACACACCGCACAUCCGCCUCGGCGAUUGCAGCCUCCUUCCUCUCCCGCACAGCGUCGGCUGGUCCCCAAGUCCAAACUCAGACUCUAGACGCCAACCAGCUCCAUCAACUGUAUCUGACUCUCGGGCGACCGUGUCCCUGGGAGCCAUCCAGGGGACCCCCCGAAGGCACUCCCAUCCCGCCAGGCUACCACCUCGUCUACUUCACGCCCCGGUCCGUCGAGGCCGCCCUCGGGCCCGAUGGCAGCGAUGCCUCGUAUAACACCGACCAUCCUUUUACGCGGCGGAUGUGGGCGGGCGGCGAGGUGGUCUGGGCCCGCGACGAGGCGGGCAAGACCAAUCCUUUGCGUGUCGGACAGGAGGUGCGCGAGACGACGCGCGUGCUCUCUGCGGAGGGGAAGGUGGUGCGCCGCACAGGCGAGGAGAUGAUUGUCGUGGGUGUUGAGAAGGAAUUUAGCAAUGAAGAUGGUCUUGCUGUGGUGGAUCGACGGAAUUGGGUAUUUCGCAAGGCGUUGACUGGCCCUCCUGCACCAUCACAAUCAUCACAAUCACCAUCUACGUCGUCUACAUCUACGUCUAAGUCUACGUCUACUUCUCCAUCAGCCUCGUCGACUGGUUCGAUUACAAGAACUCUCACACAAACAGACGUGACGCUCUUCCGGUUCUCCGCUCUGACCUUCAACGCGCACAAAAUCCACUACUCUAUUCCCUGGGCCCGAGAGGUCGAGGGACACCCCAACAUUGUCGUUCAUGGACCGUUGAACCUCAUCUGCAUCCUGGAUUUGUGGAGAGAUAGCCGUGACGACAGUCACGGCCCACAGGAUCUCGUUUUGCCUCAGGGUAUCUCGUACCGCGCCACGAGCCCAUUAUACGCCGGGGAGACAUACACCAUUGCCCUUGACGACGAGACGGGAAGAGUAAUCCAAAGAAGAGAACCCGAGUACAGUUCUCCUGCACAUCGUGCCGAUACCGCAAGUAAGGCAAACAGAACAGCAGAAGAAUCCAGAAAGAAGAAAUGGGAAUAUGGCAGCAGAGCUGAUGGUAUUAGACUUAAAUGUGAUCGCAUCUAUCCAUGUACACCAUGCCAACGACGUGGCGAACCAUCGGGUUGCGCGUACGUCGGUCGCGGACCUCGCGGUCGCCCGUUGCACUCGCCGAGCAGCAAUACCUCUCAUGUUCAGGAUCGGUUACAGCAUCUGGAGAAUCUAGUUCUCUCGCUGACGCAGCAGAAGGUGACGACAGAGCAGUCUGCUUCAAUAACUGACGGGUCCAUCUCGGGGUCCGGGGUACAGGGCAAGCAGUCGCAGUCGCAGUCACAGUCACCCGCCGAGUCGGUGCCGCAGGUUACGCCGCCUUCUUCGAGUGGCGAGGCGCCGGAGGCACAGGACAAGAUACCAUCUGAUGCGCCGGGGAAGCUUGUGGUUCGUGAAGAGGGGACGAGUUAUAUCGAUAGUGCGCACUGGCGGGCGAUCCUGGAAGAGAUUAAUGAAGUUAAAGAGUCUCUGCAAGAAAACUCCGAUUUCGAUGACGACGAGGACGAUGAUACAGGACCCUGCGGAAAGUCAGGCCCAUCUCUGCUUUUUGGAAUGGGGAAGGCCGUGACCCUCGAUGAACUGCUGGCGGACCUUCCCCCUCGACCAGUGGCAGAUCUGCUGGUCUCACAGUUCCUCAACUCGAUGGAACCCGCAGUAGUGGUUCUCCAUUUCCCGACGUUUCGUAAACAGUAUAAUCAAUUCUGGGAGAAUUCCUCUCAAGUCUCGCUGUCCUGGCUGGCGCUUUUAAACGCCAUCUUUACUCUGGCUGUGAUCCUCCUUCGUCGAAAGAGCAUACCCCUGCCGAACGCCCUGGGAUCCCAUGCCGAGGCGCUAUGUCUGUUCCGCAAAUGCGCCGUGCAGUGUCUGUACCAAUGCCGGUAUACCGCCCCGGGGAAACACAAGGUUGAGGCUCUGCUGUUCUACACCCUGGGCGUGUUCCUGGGCAGCAACGACGCCAAGGCAAACGUCUUGUAUCUGCUGCGGAUCACCAUCCAACUGGCCAUGCGCAUGGGUUACCACCGUGACCCGGAAUAUUACCCGGGUAUCUCGGCGCUAGACGGCGAGGUCCGCCGGCGUAUGUGGGCGGUGCUCUCGCAGCUGGACUCGCUCAUCUCCUACACUGCGGGCCUCCCCAAGAUGGUUCAGAGCUGGCAGUGCGACACACGCCCGCCCUCGAACCUCUUCGACGAGGACAUUGAUGAGAGUAUGGCGCGACUGCCGCUCCCCCGGCCGUGGAAUACGUGCACGCCCUUGAGCUAUACGAUCGCCAAAUCACGCAUUAUGGCGGUUUUCGGGCGCAUCUCCGACCUGGCCUUCUCACGACAACCCGUCGCAUACGAAGAAACGUUGGAGAUUGACCGCAGCCUCGAGGAGAGCCAUGACCUGGUGCCGGCGUUUUUCCAAAUCCGACCGAUAGCCGAGUGUAUCGGCGAGAAGCCGGAGGCCAUCUUGCGGCGUUGCACACUCGAGUUUCUCUAUCAAAAGGCCCGCUGCGUCCUGCACCGCCGCUAUAUGACUGAAGACAGAUCUAACCCGCGUUAUGCUUACUCGCGCCACGUCUGCACGGCUGCCGCAAUGGAGAUCCUCCGCCACCAGGCCGACAUAUUCCAGCAGUCUCAGCUGGGGGGCCCGCUCCACUUCGAAAGGCUUUUCAGCAACUCGAUCCAGAACCACGACUUCCUUCUUGCUGCCAUGAUAAUCUGCCUGGAGGUUUCGUUCACCCCACCGGGUAGCGUCCAGGAGCGCGCUGACCUGCUCGCUGCCCUGGAAAUGUCGCACCGGGUCUUCAACGACGCGCGGCAGCUCUCUGUGGACUCGCAGAAGGCAUACGACGCAUUGACAGUCAUGUUGCGCCGCACGAGAAAAGCGUUUACUGCGGAGACUAGUAAAGAUGGGACUGUGAAAACCUUGCCGACUGAUCUGACACUCCUUGAACCACUCAACCCUACCGAAUACACACAGAUGCUGGAAGACCCGGUCUCGUGGGGGUUGAUUGAGGGCAUGCUCGAUGCUCCAUCCAAUAUCAACUGGCAUCUAUGGGAUUACGAAAUGCAAGGACUCCAAGAUGAAGUAGGCGUGGAAUUUCCCGGCUUUGAACAGAGUAUAUAG